This is a messenger RNA of Ruditapes philippinarum (Manila clam), 5013 nucleotides long. RefSeq names its product pre-mRNA-processing-splicing factor 8. NCBI's taxonomy places the organism in Eukaryota, Metazoa, Mollusca, Bivalvia, Venerida, Veneridae. Gene Ontology annotation, molecular function: pre-mRNA intronic binding; U1 snRNA binding; U6 snRNA binding. Gene Ontology annotation, cellular component: U5 snRNP; catalytic step 2 spliceosome. Gene Ontology annotation, biological process: spliceosomal tri-snRNP complex assembly; mRNA splicing, via spliceosome. The record is from RefSeq and is a predicted model, not a curated record.
GAUUUGCCUAAUUGUAAAUACCGGAAGUAUCACGUGACUAACGUAAACUAGACGAAUUUUGACGCCAUUUUCGCCGCAUGGAUAAUUGUUUUUGCGGAGAAAAACAAAUAUUUGGACUUUAAAAGGAUAAGCCAUAAAAAUGGCUUACAACUAUGUGAUAGGGCCGGGGGGACAGCCCAUCAUUCUCGGGCAGGUACAGAUGAUACAGCCCUUGAUGCAGGUGCCCGGGGCUCCUGCCCCCAUGCAACAGAUGAACACUGGUGUUCCUCCCCAACAACCACCUGUUCAGCAGACUAAAGUACCAGAUUAUAUGUCUGAAGAAAAGCUGCAAGAAAAAACCAGAAAAUGGCAGCAGUUGCAGUCCAAAAGAUACAGUGAAAAGAGGAAAUUUGGGUUUGUGGAUGUACAAAAAGGAGAUUUUCCUCCGGAGCAUGUGAGAAAAAUUAUUCACGACCACGGAGACAUGACCAACAGAAAAUUCAGACAUGAUAAACGUGUAUAUCUAGGUGCAUUGAAGUAUAUGCCCCAUGCAGUGUUAAAGCUGUUAGAAAAUAUGCCGAUGCCAUGGGAGCAGAUUCGUGAUGUUAAAGUACUCUACCAUACCACUGGAGCUAUAACAUUUGUCAAUGAAAUUCCAUGGGUCAUUGAACCGGUCUACAUUGCUCAGUGGGGAACAAUGUGGAUUAUGAUGCGUCGAGAAAAACGUGACAGACGUCACUUCAAGCGUAUGCGUUUCCCUCCAUUUGAUGACGAGGAGCCUCCCCUUGAUUAUGCAGGAAAUAUCCUAGAUGUUGAGCCCCUCGAGGCUAUACAGAUUGAACUGGACCCCGAGGAGGAUAAAUGUGUCGCAGAUUGGUUCUAUGAUCAUAAACCACUUGUUGAUACAAAGUCGGUUAAUGGUAGCACAUACAGAAAGUGGAACUUGUCAUUACCGGUCAUGUCCGUGUUGUAUCGUCUUGGCAACCAGCUGCUCACAGAUCUUGUUGACAACAACUACUUCUACCUGUUUGAUUUAAAGUCAUUCUUCACAGCAAAGGCAUUGAAUAUGGCCAUCCCAGGUGGUCCAAAGUUCGAGCCUCUGGUUAAAGACAAGGAAAUGCAGGAUGAAGACUGGAAUGAGUUUAAUGAUAUCAACAAGAUCAUCAUUCGUCAGCCAGUGAGGACCGAGUACAGGAUAGCUUUCCCUUACCUUUAUAACAACCUGCCAUUCCAGGUUCAUCUGUCAUGGUAUCAUUGGCCCAAUAUUGUAUUUAUCAAGACGGAGGAUCCUGAUUUACCUGCCUUCUACUUCGACCCUCUCAUCAACCCCAUAUCUCACAGACACACUAACAAGAGCACAGAUCCCCUACCAGAUGAUGAUGAAGAGUUUGAGCUGCCGGAAUACGUUCAGCCGUUCAUGCAUGACACACCUUUAUACACCGAUAACACAGCUAAUGGCAUUGCCUUACUCUGGGCUCCUAGACCCUUCAACACUAGAUCCGGCCGCACAAGGAGAGCAAUUGAUGUGCCACUCGUGAAGUCCUGGUACCGGGAGCAUCCACCAGCUGGCAUGCCAGUAAAGGUUCGAGUCUCAUACCAGAAACUUCUAAAGUAUUAUGUACUGAACGCCUUAAAACACAGACCGCCCAAGUCACAGAAGAAGAGGUAUCUGUUCAGAUCAUUUAAAGCUACCAAGUUUUUCGAGACAACGCAAUUAGACUGGGUGGAGGUAGGACUACAAGUAUGUCGUCAAGGUUACAACAUGUUGAACCUCCUCAUUCAUCGUAAAAAUCUAAACUACCUUCAUCUGGAUUACAACUUUAAUCUUAAACCUGUGAAGACAUUGACAACAAAAGAAAGAAAGAAAUCUCGGUUCGGAAAUGCUUUCCAUCUGUGUCGUGAAGUGCUUAGGUUGACCAAGCUUGUGGUUGACAGCUUUGUACAGUACAGAUUAGGAAAUGUUGAUGCUUUCCAGUUAGCAGAUGGUCUACAGUAUGUGUUCUCCCAUGUUGGUCAGCUGACUGGAAUGUACAGAUAUAAAUACAAGUUGAUGAGGCAGAUAAGAAUGUGUAAAGAUCUCAAACAUGUUAUAUACUACAGAUUUAAUACAGGUCCUGUUGGUAAAGGUCCAGGUUGUGGUAUAUGGGCUCCAGGGUGGCGUGUAUGGUUGUUUUUCAUGCGAGGUAUCACACCCUUACUAGAGAGAUGGCUGGGUAACUUGCUGUCCAGGCAGUUUGAAGGUCGUCACUCUAAAGGGGUUGCUAAGACGGUAACUAAGCAACGUGUGGAGUCGCAUUAUGAUCUAGAAUUGAGGGCAGCAGUGAUGCAUGACAUUUUGGACAUGAUGCCUGAAGGUAUUAAACAGAACAAGGCAAGAACCAUCUUACAGCAUCUCAGUGAGGCGUGGAGGUGUUGGAAGGCUAACAUUCCAUGGAAGGUACCAGGAUUACCCAUCCCUAUAGAGAAUAUGAUCUUGAGAUAUGUGAAAGCCAAGGCAGAUUGGUGGACAAACACAGCUCAUUACAACAGGGAGAGAAUCAGGAGGGGUGCAACAGUAGAUAAGACUGUAUGUAAGAAGAAUCUCGGCAGACUGACACGAUUAUAUCUGAAGGCAGAACAGGAAAGGCAGCAUAAUUAUCUCAAGGAUGGUCCAUACAUUACACCAGAGGAGGGUGUGGCUAUCUACACAACAACUGUCCAUUGGCUGGAGAGUAGGAGAUUUUCUCCUAUCCCUUUUCCUCCACUGUCAUACAAGCACGAUACCAAACUUCUUAUCUUAGCUUUAGAAAGGUUGAAAGAAGCAUACAGUGUGAAAAGCAGGUUAAACCAGUCACAGAGAGAAGAGUUGGGUCUCAUAGAGCAAGCCUAUGACAAUCCUCACGAGGCCUUGUCCAGAAUUAAACGUCAUCUUCUAACACAGAGAGCUUUCAAAGAGACUGGUAUUGAGUUUAUGGAUCUGUACAGUCACCUGAUACCGGUGUUUGAUGUGGAACCCCUCGAGAAGAUAACAGACGCGUACCUGGACCAGUACCUGUGGUACGAGGCUGACAAGAGACGGUUGUUUCCUCCAUGGAUCAAACCAGCCGAUCUAGAACCACCUCCCACUCUUGUAUACAAAUGGUGUCAAGGCAUCAACAACUUGCAGGAUGUAUGGGACACAGCAGAAGGAGAGUGUAACGUGAUGAUGGAGACAAAGUUUGAGAAGAUGUACGAGAAGAUAGAUUUGACACUACUCAACAGAUUGUUACGUUUGAUCGUAGACCAUAAUAUUGCUGAUUACAUGACAGCCAAAAACAAUGUUGUUAUCAACUAUAAGGAUAUGAACCACACAAAUUCAUAUGGUAUUAUUCGGGGUCUACAGUUUGCUUCGUUCAUCACCCAGUAUUACGGACUGGUACUCGACUUGCUGGUACUCGGCUUGAUGCGAGCCUCUGAGAUGGCUGGUCCCCCUCAGAUGCCCAACGCCUUCCUGCAGUUCCAGGAUGUUAAUACAGAGGCGGCCCAUCCAAUUAGGCUGUACUCAAGAUAUGUGGAUAGGAUCCAUAUAUAUUUCAGAUUUUCAGCUGAGGAAGCUCGUGAUCUGAUACAGCGUUAUUUAACAGAACAUCCUGACCCUAACAAUGAGAACAUUGUGGGCUACAACAACAAGAAAUGCUGGCCGAGAGAUUCUAGAAUGAGGCUAAUGAAACAUGAUGUCAACUUAGGUAGGGCAGUGUUUUGGGAUAUCAAGAACAGAUUACCUCGAUCUGUGACAACUAUAGAAUGGGACGGCAGUUUUGUUUCUGUAUACAGUAAAGACAAUCCCAACUUAUUAUUUAACAUGUGUGGAUUUGAGUGUAGGAUUUUACCCAAGUGUAGAACAACACAUGAAGAGUUUACACACAGGGAUGGAGUGUGGAAUUUACAGAAUGAGGUAACUAAAGAGCGUACAGCGCAGUGUUUCCUGAGGGUAGAUGAUGAGUCUAUGAACAAGUUCCAUAAUCGUGUCAGACAGAUCCUGAUGGCAUCCGGAUCCACAACAUUUACAAAGAUUGUAAACAAGUGGAACACAGCUUUGAUUGGAUUAAUGACCUACUUUAGAGAGGCUGUAGUCAACACACAGGAACUGUUGGACCUACUAGUAAAGUGUGAAAACAAGAUUCAAACCCGUAUUAAGAUCGGUCUCAACUCUAAAAUGCCCAGCAGGUUCCCUCCUGUAGUCUUCUAUACACCAAAGGAGUUGGGAGGUUUGGGAAUGUUGAGUAUGGGACAUGUUUUGAUACCUCAGUCAGAUCUGAGAUGGUCCAAGCAGACAGAUGUGGGUAUCACACAUUUUAGGUCGGGUAUGUCUCAUGACGAGGACCAGCUUAUCCCUAACUUGUACAGAUAUAUUAUGCCAUGGGAAAGCGAGUUCAUAGAUUCCCAGAGAGUAUGGGCGGAGUAUGCUUUGAAGAGACAGGAGGCCAACGCCCAGAACCGUCGUCUAACCCUCGAGGACUUGGAGGACAGCUGGGACCGUGGUAUACCUAGGAUUAACACCCUCUUCCAGAAGGACAGACACACCCUCGCCUAUGACAAGGGCUGGAGAGUGAGAACCGAGUUCAAAGCUUAUCAGGUUUUGAAGCAGAAUCCAUUCUGGUGGACACAUCAACGUCACGACGGUAAACUGUGGAAUUUGAACAACUACAGGACAGAUAUGAUACAAGCUCUCGGUGGUGUUGAGGGUAUAUUAGAACAUACUCUGUUCAAGGGGACAUACUUCCCUACAUGGGAAGGUCUCUUCUGGGAAAAGGCAAGCGGUUUUGAGGAGUCUAUGAAGUACAAGAAGCUAACCAAUGCACAGAGAUCCGGUCUGAACCAGAUUCCUAACAGAAGAUUUACACUCUGGUGGUCUCCUACAAUUAACAGAGCUAAUGUAUAUGUAGGUUUCCAGGUACAGCUAGAUCUGACUGGUAUUUUCAUGCACGGCAAGAUCCCCACGCUGAAAAUCUCAUUGAUCCAGAUAUUCAGGGCUCAUUUGUGGCAGAAAAUACACGAGAGUGUUGUCAUGGAUCU